AUGCAAAGUCCAUUGCGGUGGGUGAAGAGAGUCGAGUGGCUGUUCGCAUUCGCGGCCACAGAUGGAAUAACGAGUUUGAAGUUGAUUGGAAUGGGUAUGCCGAAGGAUAAAUUGUCGAGUAUGGCGGUGUUUUUGACACCUUUACAGGUGUUGCUGCCGUGGAUGAUAGGUAAAUACACUGCUGGUCCUCGUCCACUCAACGUUUUCUUAUUGGCCUAUCCGUACAGGAUAUUCAUGGGUGGUGUUUUUGCCGCAUUAUUGUGGUGGACGCCAUCGUUCCGAUUGUCUGACGGCGAUUUUCCAGUCACUUUAUAUGCUAUUUGGGUGAUUGCCUAUUGCUUUCAUCAGGUGGCAUCGUAUUGUAUGUUCGUAUCGAUGAUGGCGUUC
Anisakis simplex (herring worm) is the source of this 387-nucleotide messenger RNA. Lineage: Eukaryota; Metazoa; Nematoda; Chromadorea; Rhabditida; Anisakidae. The record is from the annotation of a GenBank genome assembly.